AGCCCCCUCGGGAGCGGGGGGACGCGCCUGCCGCCCCGGGCGGGCCCGAGCUGUGGCGGGUCGGGCCCCCCUGGCCGCCCCCGUUCCCUCCGCGCUGUCGCUCCGGUUGGGGCCGCGCGGGAGACGCAGCGGCACAGCGGGCUGCGGGGCCGGGCGCUGGGGUCCGGUCCCGCGGCCGGUGCUGCGCGGACGGGCAGCACGCAUGGGGUCUCGGAGCGUCCCCGGGUGGGACCGGAGGACACCUGCUCUUUGCACUGAUGGAGACUUUGGGGGAGCCUCAUGCUUCUGCCCCUUCCAGUUCACGCGGGGCUGGAAAGACGCCCCUCGUCUCCUGUGCGUUAUUGCUCCCUGCGUCCCAGCGGUGCCUGGUUGAGCCGUUUGCCCUGCAGUUGUGGGGCGGCCCCGGAGCUCGUCCUGGCGGCCUGGGCUGCGCAGGGCGCUUCUGCCUAGGUGAGGGUCGCCCUCGCGGCGCUGAGCUAGCGAUGCUGCAGGAGACCCUGCCGAGCCCGUGCGGAGGAUGCCGAGGCUUUGUGUUCUCCCUGGCAUCAGCAGAGCAGCCCGUAAGCGUGUGGCGGGGAAGGCAGGUGCGUUUGCACAUCAUGCUGCCCAAAAGCAGCUGAGGAACCUCUAUGGAGCAUGCUCUUCCCAGCCACCAGGCCAUGUCGCGCCGGAGCAUUCCCCGGCCUGCCUGGGUGGAGCCCUGCGACUUCAGGCUUGUGCCCAGCCCUCGCCCGGCUUGCUCCAGGUGAGAGCUGCCUUGGACUUUGCACUGCUCAGUGGGGAGCUCUCGUAGGCCCUUGCACAAGUCCGCUCGCGCCUCGAGGAGCUCAAGGAAGCACAUGCCGGCGGAGGCCCGCUCCUCGACGUCUGUUGGGCGUCACAGCCUUGCCCGGUGCUGCGCACGAGGAGGCUGGUGUGCUCAGCUCUCCUUGGCUCCCAAGGAGAGCUGCCCUGCUGUGGGUCCAUCUGAACUGGUGGAUGUGGUUUCUCAGGACAGAAACUCUAUGUAAUUGAAGCUUCUUGAAGCGUCUGCUUGGCUCCGUGUUUAAAAUGCCAGCGGGGGCCUCUCAGGGAGGGGGAAUGGCUGUGGGGAGAGCUGCAGCAGGAGCAGGCUGGUGCCCACUCUUUGGGCCCUCUUUAUUUCAAGCUGUUGGUUUGAAUGCCAGUUCCUGAUGUGUUGCUGGAAUCCCCCCUUUCCCCACUGGUGACACCCCACAUCUGCCUGUCCCAGGAGCCGCUGCAGUGCCGGCUGCUUGGGCACAGCAUGGUACGAGCCCAAGCCUGUCCUUGAGCAUCCCCUUGACCCACAGUGCAUGGCCUUGUGGCCACUGCGCUGCUGAGCGUAAAGCAAACACAGGGAGCUGUGAGGGCUCACAGGGUUGCUGCUCCGAGUUGGAAGAGAGCAGGGGACGCGGCAGGGUCUCCGGCAGCCAGGAGAGCCUGGGCAGGGAUGCAGGGAGCAGGCUCAGCGGGUUUGUACCCCCGCCUGACGCACGGUGCCGAGGGCUGAGCGAGGUGCCCAGCCCCAGGUGGAUCAAAGGCAGCUCUGGGGGAAUGCAGUCUUGUUCGCUGGUGACUCACAGCUGUGGGACUCCUUGUUGCAAGACGCUGAGUCAAAAGAGUGAAGGAGGGCUUGGGAGAUCGCCCUCCCUCCAAGGCUGUGGGCUGGAGCCGCAGGAAAAGGCUUUUUGAGUGGGAGGAUUUCACUUCCCUCCAAAUGUCCAGCGCAGGUCACAGCUGGGAGCCUCUUAUUAGAUGCUGCCUUCGAGGGGAGCCAGCCUGCACAGGCAUAUAUGUGAGAUGGGCAGGGGCAGAGCGGCAUGGCCCUGGGGAUGCCAAGCCCGGGGCGUCCCCCGGACCCCCGCACAGUCAGCAGCAAGGCUGAGCCGGAGGCAUGGGCUGCACGUCCCUCGGCCGGCUGCUGCUCCGUGGUAGACCUCCUGCCUGGCUGGGUGGCUCCACCGGCAGACAAGACGCAUCUGUCUGUCCGUUGGUUGCUGCUGACUCAAAGCUGCAGGACGGCGUUUGGCAGUGCAGGGCGUGUGAGUGUUAAUGCGCUUCCCGGCUCCUCUGAUGGCUCCUGGUAUCUCCAGGAGGGCUUGCCAGGAAUCGCAUCCAGUCUGUGCUGUAGCUGACUGCCAGCAGGGCUCUCUGCGUCUGGCUCUGAGGGGGAGCCAGCUCCGGCCAAGGGAGGAGGCUGGAGACAGCGAGCAGUAAAACUGCUCUGCAGCCUGUUCUGCUUGGGAGGGGAGGCUGUGCCGUUCUGCGCGGUCUGACCGGCCUGGCUGUGUGUGCGCGUGGGGCAGCGAUGCGCCAGGAUCACCAGCGCGGUCCCUGCAUGGCGUCAGGCUCUGCUUUGAGAUGGAGAGCCCCGGAUAUAGGGAGUCCAGGCUUGUGCCUCCUGCCCAGCUCCGAACGGCCACAAACUGUUGUUCUUUGGGGGCGCCGUAUCCGUGCGUGAUAACGGGACUGCACAGACGUCCUGGUGCCUGUUGGUUUUUCAAAAACGUUCAUGAAGACCUGGGUCUGCUCGCUGUGGAGGGGCGAUGGAAGAACAGAGACUUCCAGCUCUAGAGAAAGAAAGGACUGAAGUUUUUGAUGUAAAGCUGAGGUGAGCUGAGCAUCGGGCUUCCUAGGGACCUAAAAAUAGAGCAGAGAGUUCAUCACCAGGGCAAGCUGGGCCAGGUGGAUGCAGGAUGGAGCUGCAUCACUGCGGGAACCUUGACUUUGAUUUCCAGCCUGGCUGCUGAGAUGCUGCUGCUCAGACCUCUGGGUUGCAGAGGGCUGGAGUCGGGCUGAGCCGUAACGGAGAUGCCUGCCCUGUCUGAUGGGGGCACGUCCGCGAGGACAAAAGCUCCGGAGGCUGGGGAUUUGGGCACGUGGCUCUGGUGUUUGUGCGUUUCCCAGCUCGUGCUCCCAGGGAAAUGCCAGGGUUGCAGCAGGCUGGCUGGGGGAGUGCCCUGCCUGCUUUCCCCCCGGUGCGUUUCCCCUCUCUGUGGAAGAGGAUUUCAAAGGAUGGGCAGGUCUGGCACUGGGGCCAGGGGUGUUUUGUCCUGCUCAGGCUUGUGCAAGCUGCAGUACCUGCAUAAAACACAGGUGCACUGCAUCACACACAGGCUGCUGUGUGACCUUGGCACCGGCGUGCCGGGGUUUAGGUGCUGGGGACAGCCCUGGAUCUUGGGAGGAGUCCGAUCCCUGGGAAAGGGCCUGGGCUCCCCCAGCCUGGGGCUUGGCUGGAUUUUCCCCCAUGCUGUUUUGGGGGGAGGAAGGCUCGCUGUCUGUUCCCUUUGCAGCUCUGGGAGGGAGGUGUGCUCUCCCAGGGCUCCUGGCCUUGGUCCUGUUAUCUUCCCUGGCCACAUUAUCUCUGCGUGAGCCCAUCUGCAAACAGUAACUCAAAUGCUGUCUCGUGCCGGCGACACGGCUCCUCUGCGCCUUUGCCUCUGGCCGAGUCUGCGAUAGCAGAGGGCGUGCGUCCUUGCGGCCCUGCUCGGGCAGGUUGGCCUCCAGUCCCUGCCCUCGCCAGGCAUCUCGCCUGCUGCUGCCCUGUCCUGCACCUUGCUGCCUCCUUCCGAAGUUAUCGGGCGUUACCCAAAGGUCCCUGAAGCUGGCUGAGGGGUCUGGAGAGAAUGGGGACUGGGAAACUGAGGAAACAGUAGCAACAGAGUUGUUUUGGUCCUGAAUCACGAGCCCAGGCUUAUAGCAGAGAUGUCUGGUCAAGGACUGGCAAGGACAGCCGGAUACAUCCCUGUUGCUGAGUCCUGCAUGUUUGUUACAAAUUUCGUAACGUUAUGGGUUUAUCUAAAGAGCCAACAGCGGGAGGCAGAGGAGCAUGUGAUGGUCCAUGGGAUGUGGGGGAGAAGCCUGCUUCUCCCUUCCCUGUUGUGCGUAAGAGGAGCACAGUAUCAAACAGAUCCUGGGAAUUUCUGGAGUUUUAUUAAUUCAUCCUUACCAAUCCCAUAACCUCUGAGCGCACGAGGUGUGAAUUUUUGGUAUGGUGGCAUCUGUGGUGAUUGAAAGGGUCUCGGAAGUGGCAUUGUACAGUGUAGGGCUUUGUGCAGUGUAGUGGGCUGGUCCAGACCUCUCCCAAAAAGCAAGGAAGAAAGGUCCCGUGUGCUGUCUUCUGACCUGCAGCUUGGCUGCGUCCGACCGCCCCCCUCUGCACGUUUGCAGGAGGGUUUGGAGGUGCUGGGGUUGUUGCUGUGUGUCCAGCUGCUGUUCAUGACACAGCUCUGGCAGAGCACAAGCCUGUUGGACGUCUGUGUGUGCUGCGGGGAGUGUGCAGCCUCCCAUGGGCCUCGCGGAGAUUGCAGCCGGCUCUGGCAGCUGGAGACGGCUGGUGGUGAUGGGAGACCCCACGGUGAUGGUUUGCAAAGCGUUUACCUGGUUCCCCCUGCUGCUUGCCAGUGCUUCUCCCUUGAGGAGGACGACUUGAACUUAACAUCACUGGAUGCAGAAACCAUCCUGGAGGCUGAAGAGAUCCUGGGGACGAUGCAGAACUACCUUGACUCCUCUGUGAUCUCCAUCAUCGAGGACCUCUCCCUCAGCGAGCAGAACAAGGCCUGCCUGGAUGCACAGAAUGAGCUGUCCCUGCUGACUGCCAUCACGGAGAUCCUGGACAGCACAGAUGAUGAGACCUUGUCCCCCUUUGACACCAUCAUGGACGCAGAGCUGCUGACUUCGCCUCGGGAGCGGGAGAAUCCCUCGUUUCAGAAGUUUCUCAGCUUAUCCCGGCCAUCCCUUGAGCGUGAGAGCCCUGCCCUGGAGCCUCCCAAGGGUCUCAGGCCUCUGAGCGGUGGCAGUGUCUCUGUGGUUGGGAAGACCGACCCAGACCUGAUUUGGGACCGUGCUGCUCACAGCCUCGAGGACCCAGCACUACCAAAGAAGCAAGUCUGCAGCACUCCACGGGUAGAGAGGAAGCUGGGCCGGCACUGGGCCCGAGAGCAGCCCCUGCCGCAGCGCAGUGACGGAGAGGAAGAGGAGGAGGAGGCUGCUUUGAGCCCAGAGCUAGACAGCAGCAUGGAGGCUGCAGAGUUUUGCGUGAGCGAGGCCAGAGCAGUGCUGGAGGAGCGUGAAGACCCCUGUAUCAUCAACACAGGAGACGUGUCCCUGAGCGAGCUGGUGAAGUCCAUGCACCCCUACUGCCUACCCACCUUCACCGUGUGCCUGGACCCUGAGAGUGAGCCCGUGGCCAAGGAGCUCCUGAAUGGUCCUGUCUUGUUGGAAAUUGUGCCUGGUGAGGGGGAGAGCAUGGAGAUCCCUGUGGUCCUGCAGCCGUUGGCCCCUAGCUUCCCUGACCUGGAACCACAGCUCCUGGGAGCAGAGAAGAGUGCUGAGGAGUCAACUCUGGAGGAUAACAAGGGGCUGCAGGGAGCCCCUGCCCAGGAAAACAAGUUGGAGGAGGAGGAGAAGAGGCCACUUGAGAAGGAACCUUCCUGCACAACCCCAGAGAGCAAGUCCCCACCGGAGAUGACAGCACCUGCAGCCGGUCACCCAGAGAGCAGCUCCCAGCGCAGCACAGAGAUGCUGGCUGGUGGGAAGCGCGAGGGCUCUGAGAAGGGCCGCGGACGCGAGAGAGCAAGGAAGAGUCGGAAAAAGAAAAUGGAGGAAGCCCAAAGUGAGCAGGCCAGGCCAGGCAGGGACUGCGUGGCCCACCGGCUCCGCUCAGCCAGCUCCACGCGGCCCCAGGCCCUGGGCCAGCCGCCCACCAGCCAGCGCCGGGCAGCGCGACCCUCCAUCCAGGUCUCGGACUUCCUGGCCAAGCAGCUGGAACGAGCCAGGAAGGAGGGACAAAUGGAGCUGCGUGCUGACCGGGCCCCGCGGCCCCGCGGCAGGCCCCGAAGCACAGCGGGGGCCUCCCUACCUAAAAAAAAGCACCUGGAGCCUCAGAAGGAGCCGGAGCUGGAAGCAGUGAGCGCGGCACUGGCUGCAGAGAAGGCUGAGACCAUGGUGCUUUUGGAGAAGGCUGCACCAAGCACGGAGGACCUGCUGGCAGUGGUGCAGCCCAGCCCAGCAGAGCAGGAUGAGGCCAAGGGGGACGCACAGCUGCCUGUCAGUCAAGAUACCAGGAACUCGGAGGCUGCCUCUCCGCUCCGCAGCGGGGAGCAGGGUGUGGGCAUGGAGCCCCCCCAGAGCCUGCAGGCGGCAGAGCCAGGCGAGGGCCUGCCCAAGGAAGCCAAGCCCAAGGCCCUGAGCCUGCGGGAGUAUCGCAUGCGCAUGCUGCAUCGCCAGCCCGGCCCCGGCAGCAGGAAGGACAGCGAGAAGCAGGUGGCCAGCAAGUGGCCCAGCAUCCCAGAGCCACCGACUGAGCUGGCAGAGAUCCCCUGCCUGGUAUCACCCACGCGCCCGGCCGCUGAGACGGCCGGCACCCAGAAGAGCCCGGAGAAACCCGCCAGCCCUGUUGCUGUCUCUUCUCCCGCCAGCAAAGCUCCCACCACUUCGGCUCCAGCUCCAGCGCCCCCGGCUGCUCCACUGCCCUCCGCAACACCGAUGCCUUUCGUCGCACCAAACGUGCCCCCAGCUGCGGGGGUGGCCCCCGCGGGGAUGCCACCAGCCUCUGCCGGUGCUUACGCCCUCUACCCAUCCGUGCCUUCCUGGCCCUGCUUCGGCCCGCAGCCCGUGGGCUGCCACGGUUUGCCCCCGCCGCCCAAUGCCGGCUCACCCAAUACUUUUCACAUGGUGCCUGGCCUCCCGCCUCCGGCCAUGGCCUGGCCUCCGCCUGCCAUGCCGCCCCCACCCCCCUUUGGCCCUGGCACCCCCUAUGCCCCGGUAGGCUGGGCCCCCCCAUCCUACUGGCCGGGAAUCCCGCUGCCACCCCCAGUGCCUCCCCUGGCAUAUGGAGACCCAGGAGCUGCCCUGCAGAGCGCUGCAGCCGCUGCUGCCUUCCCAGCCGGCAGCCACCCCGGCGCAGCCCUCCUGCAUGGGCAGCCUCCCCCGGCCCUCGCGCCGGGCUGCCUGGAACCGCCUGCCUUCCCCACGCAGCCGCCUGCAGCCCCUGCCGGCGAGACGGGGGUCGCAGCCAGCCAGGCCAGGCCGGCCAGCAGGGUGUCUGACCCCAGGAGGCAGGCUCGGCUGGCAGGGGAGACCCCCCUCCCGAAGGCCCCGCCAGGUCCUGCCCCUGCCCAGCCCCUGGCAGCCCCUACCCACCCCAGCAGGGCCCCUCCUGCGGCUCCAGCCCAGCAGGCGACAGCCCCCCCAGCUGCUUCCACCCAGCCCCUGGAGGAGCCCCCAGCUCCAGCCUCCACCCAGCUCACGAAGGCCCCCCUGGCUGUCAUCUCUAGCCCUACCGAGGUGUCCCCUGGUGCUGUCCCUUUUGGAGAGUCUCCUGUCACCCACCCCAUAGAGGAGGCUCUAGGGCCAGGCAGGGGUGCAGCAGAGAAGGCCCUGCUGGAGACCAAGGCAGCUGCCCAGCAGGAGCCCCCCAGCCAGAAGACCAUCACCCAGGCCACAGCAGCACCAGUAAAAGCGGGACGAGAGAGCAGCCUGCCUGCCAGGGCACCUCCUGUGCGGCCAUGGAGGCAUCAGCCGCUCAUCAGCCUGGCGCAGCCCAGCGACAGCAGCAAGGACAUCGUGCAAGCCUUCAUCAGCGAGAUCGGCAUCGAAGCCACUGACCUGUCCAGCCUGCUGGAGCAGUUUGAGAAGUCUGAAGCCAAGAAGGAAGAGGCUCCCGUGCAGCCCCCCGAGGACAGGCGGCCGGCGGCAAGCUCUGGAUCCGAGAACCAGCAGGACAGGAAGCCCCCAGACAGCCUGCAGGCCUCUGAGCUGGCCAACGUGGCAGGCCUCACCCCGCCAGCAACACCUCCCCACCAGCUCUGGAAGCCGUUGCCUGCUGUCUCACUGCUGGCCAAGACCAAAUCGCCCGGGUCCGCACCCCAGGAAGGGACCCAGAAGACCACCAAGCUCACAAAAGCCAAACAACUGCCCCAGAGCAAGCUCCAGGGGAAGAGCACGGUGCCUGCCCCGGCUGGCUCAGCCCCCAGCCACGUGUGCUCGGGAGACCACGACUACUGCAUCCCGGGUACGGCGCGGCCGGAGAGCAGCGCCAGCGCGCAGCCCCCUGCCGAGAGCGGCUCCCGCUGGAAUGUCAAACACCACCAGGACAUCACUAUCAAACCCAUCUCCUCCUUAACCAAACGGACGCUGGACCAGCCCAAGCCCACCCCGGCAGCCCCCGCUACUGCCGUGGGGCCCAGCCAGGAGCCCCUGGGGAAGGCCUGCCUAGCCCCCCUGGAUUAUCGGACUAGCGUCCCCAGCAAGGCCAUCGCCAGGGGCAGCAGCCCCCCCACCUCGGUGCUCCUGUCUCCAGCCGCAUCCCCUUGUCGGGACCAGGACAUGCGGACUCCCAGUGCCCAGCCCAGCCAUGCUGCUGCCAAGAGGUCCCUGCGCUGCUACCGGAGACCCCGGGACUCGCCCAGCCCCUCUGCUGGCAGCUGGAGGGCUGGCAGGAGCCGUGCCAGCCGCUCUUUCAGCUCCAGUUCAGAUGGAGCUAGUGAGUCCUCAUCUUCGUCUUCAUCCUCAUCUUCCCGAUCCCGGUCGAGGUCAUUCUCCCCACCACCCAAGCGGUGGAGAAGGUACCACUCAAGAUGCUCCCACAGCUCCUCCUCCCGCUCCAGCUGUGGGUCAUGUGGCAGAUCCCGGGACAGGUCCUCAUCCUCCUCCUCAUCAUCCUCCUACUCAUCUAGGUCCACGUCCCGCAGCCAGUCCCGCUCCCCCUCUCCCCGCAGGAGGAGUAACAGGCGGAGAAGAUACAGUUACGACGCCCAGGACCACUACCAAAGGCAGAGGAUCCUCCAGAAGGAACGUGCAAUAGAGGAGCGGCGAGUUGUGUUCAUCGGCAAGAUCCCCAGCAGGAUGACGCGGUCGGAGCUGCGGCACCGCUUCUCCGUGUUUGGGGACAUCGAGGAGUGCACCCUGCACUUCCGCUCUGAGGGGGACAACUAUGGCUUUGUCACCUACCGCUAUGCUGAGGAGGCCUUUGCCGCCAUCGAGAGCGGGCACAAGCUGCGCCGCCCGGAUGAGCAGCCAUUUGACCUGUGCUUCGGCGGCCGCCGGCAGUUCUGCAGGAGGAACUACGCCGACCUGGACUCAAACCGGGAGGAUUUCGACCCGGCCCCCGUCAAAAGUAAGUUCGACUCCCUGGACUUCGACACGCUGCUGCGGCAGGCACAGCGCAGCCUACGGAGGUAGCAGCAGGCAAGGCGGAGCGCCCGCCCCCGCUUUUAUAUUGAAAUACAAAAGACAAAAAAAGUAUGGAGAGAGAUGAGUUUUUAAGAAAAAGAAAAAGGAAAAAAAUUUGUUUUAUAACCAAUAUUUAAGGAGGACGGGUCAUUUCCCUUUGACUGGAGGGGCCCAGGCGAGCGGCAGCCCCAGGCUGGCCGCAGCCCUGUAAUAAAUGUGGAUGCCCAAACGCCA
Messenger RNA from Dromaius novaehollandiae (emu), 9408 nucleotides. RefSeq names its product PPARG related coactivator 1 (gene PPRC1). The record is from RefSeq and is a predicted model, not a curated record. Gene Ontology annotation, biological process: positive regulation of transcription by RNA polymerase II. Gene Ontology annotation, cellular component: nucleus. The coding region runs from base 4219 to 9183 and encodes 1654 amino acids. The transcript is spliced from 13 exons. Gene Ontology annotation, molecular function: RNA binding; transcription factor binding. Lineage: Eukaryota; Metazoa; Chordata; Aves; Casuariiformes; Dromaiidae.